Molecule: messenger RNA, 2984 nt
Organism: Oxyura jamaicensis (ruddy duck)
Lineage: Eukaryota; Metazoa; Chordata; Aves; Anseriformes; Anatidae
Product: solute carrier family 2, facilitated glucose transporter member 11-like
Exons: 12
Coding region: 527-2044 (505 amino acids)
Biological process (GO): monosaccharide transmembrane transport
Cellular component (GO): membrane
Molecular function (GO): hexose transmembrane transporter activity
Source: RefSeq, a predicted model, not a curated record
AGACAGGAACACAGCGAAGGGCCUUGGCCUCGCAGGGGAUUUCAAAGGUCUGGGGCUGGUUCCUGCCACUGUCAGGACCAAGGGAAAUGAUCUGCUUUGCCCUGCAGAUGCUAGAUUGAGUUCCAGGACAAGUGCGGUCAUAAAAAUAGCUCAGGCUUACUUCUUCGACCCCAUUUAAUUGGACAAACACUACCGGGCAGCUAUGUCAGACGCUUUGAGAGGGAGUUCAUGCUGUACACCACACUGGCCUCCAAGAGGACUUUAGACAGCUCUGGAUCUUGCAGAAACAGUUCCCCAAACUGCCCUGUAUUUUCAACAAAAUUAAUUGAGCUGUCUUGCUAAUGAACAUGCAGGCCUGUUUAGAGAAUGUAAAUCAGCUGGCAAGACACCUGCCAAGUCAAGUGUGUUAUCCUAAUGUAAUGGGUGACUCAAUACACAUUCCUAUGCUGGAGAUUUAAAUAAUCCCUUAGAGCACUGCUGAGAGCACCAGAGGCUUUGGCAGACAGAGGAAAACCUACCAAAGAGGAUGAACAAGCUGCAGAGACUGCUUCAGAGCAGGAUCCUGAUCCUGACGGUAUGUGCCGCUGGGAUUGGAGGCACUUUCCAAUACGGUUACAACAUCUCCAUCAUCAAUGCUCCAACUUCAUACAUCCAGGUGUUCAUGAACAAAACCUGGCAGGAGCGCACGGGCAUUCCCCUGGAGGACAACAUGAUCCUGCUACUCUGGUCUUUCACCGUCUCUGCGUUCCCUCUGGGGGGACUCGCCGGGGCUGUUGUUGCUGGUCCCAUGGCCAUCGUGUUGGGAAGGAAGAUGUCCCUGCUGGUUAACAACGUCUUUGUGAUCAUAGCCGCCGUCUUGUCGGGAUUCAGCCAAAUGGCCAAAUCCUUUGAAAUGAUAAUGCUCAGCAGAUUCUUCACUGGCGUGAAUGCAGGUGUAAGCAUGAACAUUCAGCCCAUGUAUCUGGCGGAAAGUGCCCCAAAGAAGCUCCGAGGAGCUGUGGCCUUGACCUCCGCAUCCUUUACAGCCCUGGGGUUGGUGCUGGGGCAGGUUGUUGGACUCAGAGAGCUCCUAGGAGGGGAGGAGAGCUGGCCACUUCUUUUAGCUAGCAAUGCGGUGCCUGCCCUGAUCCAGUUCGUGGCUCUGCCUUGGUUUCCUGAAAGUCCCAGAUACCUCUUGAUUGACCGUGGAGAUAGAGAAUCCUGCAUCUCUGCCCUGCAGAAGCUCAGAGGCAACAGCGACCUGGGAGCGGAGCUGGAAGAGAUGCUGGCUGAACAGGCCGCUGCUAAAGGUCAGAGGGCGAAGAAGCCCUGGGAGCUGUUCCAAAACCCAGCUGUGAGGUGGCAGCUGAUGAGCAUCAUCGUGCUGAGCAGUGCCAUGCAGCUCUGUGGGAACGAUUCGAUGUAUUUCUAUGCAGCUUAUGUGUUCCAGGAGGCUGGAAUUCCUCAGGAUAAAAUCCCGUAUGUUGUUAUCGGCAUGGGGAGCUGUGAACUGAUCACAUCCGUUACUUGUAACAUGAUUAUAGACUAUGCUGGUCGGAGGCCACUGCUGCUGGGGGGCUAUAUCUUCAUGGCAGGAUGGGCCAUUGUCUUCAUGGUCGCCCUAAGCCAACAGGUUUUCCGUUGUUCCCUGUGGCUGGAGACUCGGAUCAGCUGGAUGCCCUAUCUCAGCAUGGCCUGCAUUUUUGCCUACAUCCUGAGCUUUGGAAUUGGACCAGCUGGUGUAACAGGAGUUCUGCCCACGGAGGUUUUUGACCAAAUGUCCCGGCCAGCUGCUUACAUGAUCUGCGGCUCCCUGCUCUGGUUCAACCUCUUUCUGGUCGGAACAGCCUUCCCAUUCAUCGUGAAAAGUCUAGCACAUUUCUGCUACGUCCCCUUCCUUGCGGUCUGCGUCUGCACUGCUCUCUACAUCGGGCUCUUCCUUCCCGAGACAAAGGGGAAGUCCUUCCUGGAAAUCUCGGAGGAGUUCAGGAAACGGAACUUCAAAGCUCAGAGCCAUGCAGCUUUGUAUAAAGGCCCCGAGGAGAUCAAAUCCACCGUGUUGUAACAGAGGGAAGGAGAACGGCACCUGGGGGAAGUUCAGCAGUGGCUAUGUUCUCUUGCAGGGACAUGGAGAGAGGACGAGGGUUAGGGAGAAUAUAUUACUCUUAGGUUCACCUUGGAAAGAUUUUAGGGCAAGGCAGAAAACGCAGCCGUUAGGUCCAAAUUACUUAUUUACUUUGUUUGUCAAACUUCCCCUAAGCCACCAUUUGUUCUCCCUUCCUGCCUGCAACACUAACACGGACUUGGCCUUUGUCAGCUCUGGGGACGAUAUCAGUGACUGUCUUCCUGAAAAACCAGCUGGAAGUUUCUUGUUAAAAACAGUCCAUGGGUGACACGAUGGUUCCACUUAAAUACUUUCAAACAGGUAAAUCAGAGAAACACCUGACGGCAGCAUAAUACAGAUAGGCAAGGGAUCUGAGCACUUUUCUCUAGGACAUAGUAGAUGUUAUGAGCUGUAGUGAGCCGCCUCUCACCUGCUGAAUGCUCUAACACCUGAUAAACUAUUUUCUUACUACACAGCUUAAAAAAUAGUCCUGCUGCUCACUUCCAUGAGUGGAAAUGCAAAGUCCUCGCUUCCAGCCAACACUGAGACUCAGGCCAUGCUGCCAGGUACCUAAAUACUGAAUUAGGUUACUGGGUUUAGGUAUUGAAAUCUGGAAUUUGGCCCCAGAGGCUGAGUUUAAGAUGGGCCUUGAUUAAAUAACAACAACAACAACAACAACAAUAAUAAUAAUAAGGAAUGAAAAAAUAGAUUCCCUCCUUUCCCAGGUUCUUGGAUAAAUGCAUACACCCACUGAAGGGUCCAUAGUUAGCAGCCAAAGCAUAUCAGCCUGCCACACACCACCAGAUCUUUGCUUAUACAGAAUUUGUGCUGUUGCUGCUUAUGGAAAGCAGAUUUAUAAUAUACAUCAACUAAUAAAUCUCCCCAAAUGUUUAGAAAUCUA